GCCAGGCAUGGCGGCAGGCCGGGCUGACGUGCGGGCCGCUGGCCGUAUGGGGGUUUAUUUUGCUUUGGGCCGCUCCAGCCGCCGCCAUUAGAGGAGCCCGGGGAGCGGGGCGAGAGGUUCACCCCCUCUCACCCCCCCCCCCCGUACCCCCCCUCCCGCGCCGCAGUGGGAGCGCCCGCAGCCGCGGCAGCCCGCCGCGUUGGGAGAGACCAUGUCCUGAGCGGGGGGAGCGACGCCGCAGCCAGCGGGCCGGGGGGUGGGGGGGGGGCGGCGGCGCGGGGCGCAGGCGGCUUCCAGCAGCGAGCGGGUGCGUGAGGGACGGCUCCCGGCGGCCAGGAAUAGUUCUCUGCUUAGUGUCAUCCUUCGUGUUUGGCAAUCUGAGGAGAAGGCCUGGGCCAGCAUGAAGACAGAAUCCCCUCUUCAUUAGAGAAAAACUUUCCGCCUGCCGCAGUUCACUUCAAGCGGUGCACGAUGACAGAGCGUGGCAUUAAAUGGGCUUGUGAGUAUUGCACGUAUGAAAACUGGCCAUCUGCAAUCAAAUGCACCAUGUGUCGUGCUCAGAGACCUAGUGGAACAAUUAUCACAGAAGACCCAUUUAAAAGUGGUUCGAGUGACAUUGGGAGAGACUGGGAUCCUACAAGCACUGAAGGAGGGAGUAGUCCUUUGAUAUGUCCGGAUUCUAGUGCAAGACCAAGGGUUAAAUCAUCUUACACUAUGGAAAGUGCAAAUAAAUGGUCGUGCCACAUGUGCACGUACUUGAACUGGCCAAGAGCUAUAAGAUGUACUCAGUGCUUGUCUCAACGCAGGACCAGGAGUCCCACAGAGUCUCCUCAGUCGUCAGGUUCUGGUUCAAGACCAGUCCCUUUGUCUGUUGAUCCGUGUGAGGAAUAUAAUGACAGAAAUAAACUAAAUACAAGGGCUCAGCACUGGACUUGUUCUGUUUGUACAUAUGAAAACUGGGCGAAGGCCAGGAAAUGUGUUGUAUGUGAUCACCCCAGACCCAACAACAUAGAAGCAAUAGAACUGGCAGACACAGAAGAGGCUUCUUCCAUCAUAAACGAGCAAGACAGAGCUCGAUGGAGAGGAAGCUGUAGUAGUGGGAAUAGCCAAAGAAGAUCUCCACCUACAACCAAACGGGAAUCUGACGUGAAAAUGGACUUCCAAAGAAUUGAAUUGGCCGGAGCUGUUGGCAGCAAGGAAGAACUUGAAGUUGACUUCAAAAAGCUAAAGCAAAUAAAAAAUAGAAUGAAAAAGACUGACUGGCUCUUUCUAAAUGCUUGUGUCGGAGUUGUAGAAGGGGAUUUAGCUGCUGUUGAAGCUUACAAGUCAUCAGGAGGAGACAUUGCCCGGCAGCUGACCGCAGAUGAAGUGCGCCUCCUCAACCGCCCCUCUGCUUUUGAUGUGGGCUACACGCUGGUGCAUCUGGCCAUACGCUUCCAGAGGCAAGACAUGCUGGCAAUUCUGCUCACAGAGGUAUCCCAACAUGCAGCCAAGUGCAUUCCUGCCAUGGUGUGUCCAGAGGUCACAGAACAAAUUCGUCGUGAAAUUGCUGCAUCUCUUCAUCAGCGAAAGGGAGACUUUGCUUGCUAUUUUCUGACUGACCUUGUAACAUUUACAUUACCUGCAGACAUUGAAGACUUGCCACCCACAGUCCAAGAAAAGCUAUUUGACGAAGUACUUGAUAGAGAUGUUCAGAAAGAGCUAGAAGAGGAAUCUCCCAUUAUUAACUGGUCGCUGGAGCUGGGUACACGCUUGGACAGCCGGUUAUACGCACUUUGGAACCGCACUGCAGGGGACUGCCUGCUCGAUUCAGUGCUGCAGGCCACGUGGGGCAUCUACGACAAGGACUCAGUGCUGCGGAAGGCUCUUCACGACAGUUUACACGACUGCUCGCAUUGGUUCUACACACGCUGGAAAGAGUGGGAAUCGUGGUAUUCCCAAAGCUUUGGUUUACAUUUCUCAUUGCGAGAGGAACAGUGGCAGGAAGAUUGGGCAUUCAUACUCUCUCUUGCGAGUCAGCCUGGAGCGAGUUUGGAGCAGACACACAUUUUUGUACUUGCACAUAUUCUUAGAAGACCAAUUAUAGUUUAUGGAGUAAAAUACUAUAAGAGUUUCCGAGGAGAAACAUUAGGAUAUACCCGCUUUCAAGGUGUGUAUUUGCCUUUGUUAUGGGAACAGAGUUUUUGUUGGAAAAGUCCUAUUGCUCUGGGCUACACAAGGGGCCAUUUCUCUGCUCUGGUUGCCAUGGAGAACGAUGGUUAUGGCAAUCGUGGUGCUGGUGCUAACUUGAACACUGACGACGACGUUACUGUUACUUUUCUACCCUUGGUAGACAGCGAGAGGAAAUUAUUGCACAUUCACUUCCUUUCUGCUCAAGAGAUAGGGAAUGAGGAGCAGCAGGAAAAGCUGCUUCGGGAAUGGCUGGACUGCUGUGUGACAGAAGGAGGGGUCCUCGUGGCCAUGCAGAAAAGCUCUCGCAGGCGCAAUCAUCCGCUGGUCACCCAGAUGGUAGAGAAGUGGCUCGAUCGCUACCGACAGAUCCGCCCGUGUACAUCCCUUUCCGAUGGCGAGGAAGAUGAGGAUGAUGAUGAUGAAUGAAGAAAUGGAACAGAAAACGACCAGCACAGGGUGUCUGAGCCGGAGUUAGCGCUGUGCUCUAGCAGUUCGUUGUGGAACGACCCCCUUGGAGGGGAAACGUGCUGGCAAGGAUUUUUCUAACCAGCACGGAGAGAGUCUAAAGCUCAUCUGCUGCGUGAAGAGAGCGAAAUGGGCUGGACUACAGUUUGUAUAGAAACAAAACCCACCUAAUUUUAUUAUCAAGAUGGAAAAGAAAGAAACCUUUUUCUUUCUGAUUGUAAAUCUGUCUAUAAAUGUCCCGCAUGUGGUUGUGUAAGAGGUUGUGUAAUAGGAAGAGUAUACCAGCAUCUUAAUUAUUGCGACGAAAUCUUGCAAAGAAGGGCACUUAGGAAAGCACAUGGUAUAGAUGGAUCUCUUCCCUCCGAGGUUCUUUUGCCGUAGAACUUGGUAUUCUGCAUCACCGUUUAGAUACUCUGACCCGUUUCCUUUGACAGGCCCUUUGAUGUGAAAUCUCACUCGUGCCCAGGUCAGAUGGUGAGGUUUUCUCUUUUUGGUUUGCACAAAAUCUCCACAGCAAGUCCUAAGCAAAAAUCCGUUCAUUACUUUACUAAUCCCUUAGUUACUGCUGUGCCCAUAUAAUAAAGUCUAAACUCUACGGAACAAACUGGAAGAGAAGCUAAAUUUUUCCUUGAGUGAAAUGAUUUGUUUCCUGAAAAAGGUUUUGUUUUGGGUUUCUUUGCUUUUAUUUUUGUCUUUUCCUUCUAAUAGUGAAUAGGUUCCUUUCAGUAGACAUGAGAAUAUUUAUUCAGAGAAGUGACCUAAAAUAUGGGGAUUUUAUUCCAGUGAGCAUACACUAAACACAAAUGUGUGAAAUCGGAGAACUCGGACACGAUUUGAGUUUCAUGUUGUCAGAACUCCGUCUUGCUGUGAUACAGACUCUUUUCUCAUUUAAUCAUUUCUCCUUUCACCAACACAGACGUUGCUGCAAAUGAAAGAACACACCUUUCUGAAGGGUUACUCCUUGGUCAGGAAAUGUAGUGAGUGCACACUUGGCAGUUCUGAUUAAAAAAAGAAGAAUCUAUGCUAAAAGUUGUUUUUUAAAAGCACUGUGUUAUAUAUUUCUCAGUCUGUAAACCUGGGAAUUUCUUGCAUGUUGAUUGAUGUGGCCAUACUUAAACUUCUGUAAGUUCCUAAGAUUGUAAGUUCAGAGUAUAUUCUCCAAGUAGAAAUUUUAUUAUAUUUGAUAACUUUAGCCAUGUAACCUGUAAUGGAUAAAGUUUAUCUAAAACUCUCACUUCAAACACUAAAAGGUUAAUGCCAGUUUUUACACAGACAGUGCAAUUCAGGUUGGCUUGAAAAGCACUUUGGAUGGUGUGGUGGUUGACUAAGGAAUUUUGCCGUAGCUGAGAUUUGGUUUCAUUUAGAAUUUGGAAAGAAGCCCCAUAGCACCUAUUUUUAUGUAGUUCAGAGCUAUGGAAACCCUGAGGAACUUGCUGCUUUUUCUUCCAAAUGCUGCUUAGAUGGUGUUGAAAUGUGCACAACUCCUCCAGAAACUUGGUGACAACACCGAAAGUAUAGAGAUAAUGACGUACUGUAUUAACUUAGCAAUUGUCCCAUCGCAGAUUCCCUUUUGGUUUAUGAUGAAAUGUCUUCACCUCUUUUAUUUUUGGCCAUUAGAUCUCCUCUGAUGGGUGCAUGCACAAGUUUUCAGGUAGAAGAAUGCAUGCUUAUCUGCGAUGUACGUAUGAUCUACCCGAGCUGAACAGAGCCGCAGAUACUAAAGAGGUUCCUCACCAGCCUAUGGUCCUGUUUCAAGUUUGCUUUCUAAAUUGGUAUAUUUUUUUUCAUCCCCUUUCUUCCCUUGCAGUGAAAUCCCUUUAGACCUUGUCUAGCUGAGGAUGCAGAGAUUUUCUGUCGGGGGAGCUGAACAUGGAGUAAGCUGGGAUGAGAAUUCACAUGGUCUGAGCUGGUGGUGGUGUGGUACAACCCUGGAGGUCCUUCAGCUCAGGACUUAAGCAUGGCAGCUUUAGUUCUCACUCAGCAACCAGAUCACUGUGCAUUCAGAUCCGAGCUUACCCAAGCCCAGCUUCUCUGUGCAGACCAUUUGAAUGGGCAGCAGGAGAAGCUCCUGCCUUCAGUAGGCUCCUUCUAGGGGUGCACAAAACGCCGUGCAAAGUGUUAACAUCCCACCCCCCCUUUUGCUUUCUGUAGUACUGUUCAGUGGAAGGAAGUGAAGCUUCCUUGUAACAUGGGGAGAGUAACCAAUGUGAAAGCCUACCUUGAGCCAAUUCGAUGAGCACACCUCUCCUUACCUCCCGUUGCUGUAUGUGGGCAGCUGCGUUGUGGCUCAACCGUCCCCGUCCCCAUCCACCGCCGCACCAAGCAGAAGUUCACCGUGCAGCUGGUCCAGCUCUAUCUGAAAGCAUGCACCACACUCGCCUAGUUCUGGUCUGAGAGGACAAGUCCUGGUACUUCAGAGCUCUUGGCUUCCUUGAUCAUUAUUGUUUUGUUCUGAUGUGCUGUAAAAUGGUAUGUUCAGGUUUAACACGCUUCACAGGGCAUUUCGGAACUGGUGAAGUGUCUUUUACAGAAUCAAAGUAAUCCAAACCUCAUGUACCUGUAGAUUAAAGAAAGAGAUGCAAACCCCUGCUUUGUGCUA
Strigops habroptila (Kakapo) is the source of this 5236-nucleotide messenger RNA. It is a transcript of the gene ZRANB1, whose product is annotated as zinc finger RANBP2-type containing 1. Gene Ontology annotation, biological process: cytoskeleton organization; protein K29-linked deubiquitination; positive regulation of Wnt signaling pathway. Gene Ontology annotation, molecular function: K63-linked polyubiquitin modification-dependent protein binding; cysteine-type deubiquitinase activity. NCBI's taxonomy places the organism in Eukaryota, Metazoa, Chordata, Aves, Psittaciformes, Psittacidae. Bases 472 to 2598 code for a protein of 708 amino acids. Gene Ontology annotation, cellular component: cytoplasm; nucleus. The record is from RefSeq and is a predicted model, not a curated record. The transcript has 11 exons.